Molecule: messenger RNA, 6036 nt
Organism: Pochonia chlamydosporia 170
Lineage: Eukaryota; Fungi; Ascomycota; Sordariomycetes; Hypocreales; Clavicipitaceae
Product: golgi GDP-mannose transporter
Exons: 7
Coding region: 1-6036 (2011 amino acids)
Biological process (GO): fatty acid metabolic process
Molecular function (GO): medium-chain fatty acid-CoA ligase activity; phosphopantetheine binding
Source: RefSeq, a predicted model, not a curated record
AUGGACAUUUUGUCCGCGAUUCCGUGUACAGCCCCAGAUGCCGAGCGUUCAUUGCAUCUAUUGUACGCUCUUUUGACACAGCUGCCUGGAGCGUGGCCAACGAUACCACUUAUACGAUGCUAUGCGCGACUAUCGAAGUUGUUACCCGAGGCGCUCAAGUGCAACCCUGAGAGCGAGGUUGCAACGCUUAUGCACGCAACAUCCCGCGUAAUCAAGAGCUCAUACGACUCAUUCUCCGACUUCAUAUGCCGUGACUCCCGUCCAGCGCUACGAACAACCAGUCCAGACCAAUUUAUCACCCACAGAGGGCUGCACAAUUUUGUUACAAACUUUCCACUUGCUUUGGAACCUGCAGGAAGAAAACCAGUGGUUGCCAUUGCUUUGCCAAAUGGACCACUUCUUGCGGCGAUGUGCAUCGCCGUCACCACCUACUACACUGCUGCCCCAAUCAAUCCGGCAGCCGGCCCGGACCAGUUUUGCGCCGAUGUUCUACAGUCAGGAGCCAGAGUGAUCUUGACCAACUCACAGGAUUACGAAAAGUUACAGCUCAAGGACGAGUGGGUUCAAAACGAAAAAAUACAAGUUUAUAUUGUAGAUUGGAAUGGCCGAGACGACAUUCGCCUACUUAAUACCACUGGACAAGCGCUAGAGUCCAGGCCCCCAAGGCCCUCCCCCAACCAAGCCGACGAUAUUGGCUUGAUUCUUUUUACUAGUGGCACGUCAGGAACGAAAAAGGUCGUCCCACUAACUUUGCAUUCAAUCAUUGCUGGCGUGGGUUUUGUAAUGGAUUCGUGGGGCUUAAAGGAAUCGGAUACGUGCUUGAAUAUGAUGCCGUUAUAUCAUGUCGGCGGAUUGGUCAGAAACAUCUUUGCUCCAAUGUUUUCCCAAGGUUCUACUGUUUGCUGCGCGGCAUUUGACCCCAAUUUAUUCUGGGAUGUUGUUGAUUCCCUGCAGCCGACUUGGUACUACGCUUCUCCUUCGAUGCACUCCGUGAUCCUAGGACAGGCCCUUGAACGGCCUGCCUCACUUGAGAGGAGCAAAAUCAGACUCGCCUGUAAUGCUGCAGGAGGUCUUUUGCCAUCACUAGCUUGCCAACUUCGGGAUACCUUCAACUGCAUCGUUCUGCCAAGCUACGGAAUGACAGAAUGUAUGCCUAUUUCAACGCCACCUCUUGAUUACAAACUUGACCGAGAAGGAACCUCUGGUAUCAGUACCGGCCCAGAGCUUACCGUGCUGGACUGGUCGGAACACAAGGUUGAAUCAGGUACGAUAGGCAGGAUCUGUGUCCGAGGUGAACCUGUCUUCCCUGGUUAUUUGCGACCUGACGGGUCGUAUGACAAAUCCCCGUUUAACCCGGAUGGGUGGUUUGAUACAGGAGAUUUAGGUUACUUGGAUAGUGAUGGCUAUCUAUACAUCACGGGCAGAAGCAAAGAGGUUAUCAAUCGAGGAGGAGAGCUGAUUUCGCCAUUCGAAGUUGAAAAUGCCAUCAUGUGUGCAGCGCUGUCGCCAACUUCUCCUAUUAGCGGCAAAGUCAGCCAAGUGUUGGCAUUCUCGGCAUCCCACGACGUGCUGCAGGAGGUUGUUGCAGUGGUACUCGUAACACCGCCAGGUGAAACUAGGGUGGACCUGAAGAGACUUCACGCUGCGUUACGCUCUUCACUGCAGCAGGUGAAGUGGCCAGUGUUGAUAACAUACAUGAACGACCUACCAAAGAGGAACAAUAAGGUGCUGCGAAUCAAGCUGGGACAAAGGCUCGGCUUGCCAGAUAUCAAUGAUGAGAUGCCAUACUUGCGAAGGCAUUGGGAAGCAACCUGCCCUGCUCCGGAUACCGCGUUAUCCGAGGCGAUUGAUUGUGUUCCUUGCACAGUGGAUCAGGAGGUAAUACUCGAGUGCCUGAACGGUGCUCUCCCAAGUGAUGUAAGAUGCCAUGUUCGCAGAGCAAGCGUUGACGACAUGCCAGAGCUGUUCUGUGCACCUGCGAAGCAGAUUUAUCCAGCGCCUUUGGCGGCCCUAGCAACAGAUCUGAAAGACCACCUUCGUGGCCACCUCCACAAUUACAUGGUGCCCGAGAAGGUCCACGUGCUGGAUCAGCCGCUACCUAUGGACGAACAGGGCUGUGUGGACGACCAGAUACUACAGCAUAUGGUGGAUAGGUUGCUUGGGGUAUCGAUGGAUAUGCUGAUGGACUCUACAGAGGGCAGGGUUGCUAAGGUGUUUGCAGAUAUGCUUUCUCAGCAUCCUGGCGAGCUGCCCAGGGAUGCAGACUUCUUCAGCCUCGGAGGUGAUUCCCUUCGGGCUGGUCGCCUUGCGUCAGCUUUGAGGAAUGAAUUUGGCUUUCAAGUGCCCAUCAGUAUCAUUUUCAAUGAUGGGUCCAUUCAAGCCAUAUCUGCGUACCUGGACAAGAUAGCAUUAACAAGCACAGCUAGCGGAGAAGAGGAUAAGGUCUUUGGGUGUACCGAAACAAACAGCUCGACAAACCCGCUGCUGAUGGCGAUCCAGCUGAUCCCUCUUGUUAUCCUGUAUCCUCUACGACGAGCUUUCCAAUGGACUAUAUUCAUUGUGGCACUCAGCUGUACUCAGUCUUGGCCAACGAAUGCCUCCGUCCCAGGUCGGCUCUUCAACCUCACGUUGAGUAUUCUGUUCUCCAGGAUUGUUGUCAGAAUCGUCGUUCCCUUUGUGGGCAUCGUCGCGAAAUGGACAAUAAUUGGUCGCUAUAAGGAAGGCUUGUACCCAAUGUGGGGUUGGUAUCACACAAGGUGGUGGAUGGUUCAGAAAAUCGUCAGUCUUUCAGGCAAGGGAUGGUUCAGCUUCAACGACACGACUAAGACUUGGUACUGUCGGCUCAUGGGGGCAAAAAUCGGGAAGAACGUUAGGCUUGCAGGUGCCUCGUUGGGCGAGUGGGAUCUCCUAGACAUUCGCGACGGAGCAGCUCUCACUCGCUGCAUAUGUCGGCCCUUCGCAGCUGAGGGGAAUACAUCCAUGUAUCUUGGCAAAAUCAUUGUUGGAGAGCGCGCCUCAGUUGGAAUUUCUUCCAUUGUGGCAGCUGGUACGGAAAUACCGCCCAACACUUGCAUUGGUCCCAACUCUUCGAGUUGGGAGUUGCAAGAUGCAGACGAAGCGAAUCGGGACCUGUCCCCCGGUGCAGCCGCCAAACCUCACUGGCUUCUGACACUGUUGUUUACCAUCCCUCUCCAGCUAACUGCUUGGUUUCUGUCUCUCAUGCCUUGGAUCGGCGGUCUCCUUGGCAUGGUCCUUGAGCAACCCAUGAUUUCUGGUACACCACUCCGAAACAUCCUGGACUGGUUCACAGAACCCAGGCGUGUCGCGUUUCAUUAUCUCGCUUUGAUUUUGAGGUGCCUGUUUAGCCCCUUCAUCCUAUUCGGGUUUGCAAUCAUCAUCAAACUGGUACUGGAUGCCGCAUUUGGCAGACUUAGUCCGAAAGGGCGAAGUACGUUUUCGACAUGGCGUGCCAAUUUGAUGAAAAGCCUGCUACCUGUGUCUCGAUUGCAUGAUAUGACGACAAUGUUUGGUCAACAUUAUGAAGCCACGUCCAUUGCGUUGCGUAUGCUUGGUAGCAAAGUUGGUAAACGGGUCUAUUGGCCGGGAACUGGACCCAGCAUUGGGGACUACCACCUCCUGACAGUAGGCAACGACGUGGUGUUUGGCUCGCGAGCACAUCUCAUAACAUCCGACGGCACGGGGUCAGAAACCAUUACGAUUCGAGACCGAGCCAUGAUUGCAGAUAGGGUGUGUCUCCUUCCCGGGGUAGAAAUUGGAGCGCGAACCACAAUGGGAUCUGGCGCCUUGACAAGCAGAAACAAAAAGUACGAAGACGGUGCUACCUUCGUGGGCUCCAAAGGACGUGAUGCCGUGUGCCUGUCAACCGGAGAUCGAGAAAAACGAGAGCCUCGGCAACGUAUCCGCUACAUGAGUAGCGAUGAUACGUUGACUGGCGACCGGCAUAUUUCUAAAAAGGCGAUACCACGGACGCGAAUCCAACAUAUGAGCAGCGACGACACUCUGGCGGAGUCGGGUCGGUCAGUCAAGUCCAAGAAACCCAAGUACAAAGAGAAGGCGGACCAUUUCCAGACUGAUAGUGACACUGACGACAACUGUGAUGAGCCAUCUACAUCAGAAACCAUCUCCCCAUUUGGAAAGGCGUUCUAUUUGAAGCUGGCGCCAUAUCACGUCUUGGGCCCCUUUGCCAUCUUCUGUUACUCUUCCUUUAUGACGGUGUUUACAGCCUUCUACUGGAAUGUCCCGAACAUUUCUUCCAUCCAGUUGGUGGACUUCCUCAUGAACAGGUUCAUUGCUCGCAAUAACAGCAUGCUUUACGAAGUCGGGGUAUUGUUUGGCUUGUGUACUUUAGUCUUUGCCAUCCUGACAUCACUCCAAGCUCUUUUGGCAUUGGGUAUUGUCAUCGCUUCAAAGUGGGCCUUAUUAGGCCGUCGACAACCCGGUAAUUAUGAUUGGGAUAAGUCGCCGUAUUGCCAGCGGUGGCAGCUCUUCCUAUGCAUUGAGAAGCUCCGCAGGCAAUGCUAUCGUGGAGAGGGUAUUCUUGGGCUCUUGACUGGCACCAAUUGGAUUGUGUUGUAUUUCCGAGCACUCGGUGCAAGAAUUGGGAAUGACUGCGCCCUGUUCGCCAACGGCCGCCCAAACUUGAUGUUCACUGAACCCGACCUGAUCACACUUGGCGACAGAGUCGUCGUCGAUGAUGCAAGCGUCGUUGCACAUAUAAACACCCGUGGGAAAUUUGACCUAAAUCGGCUUGAAAUUGGAAACCGUCGACGACCGACCGACCGACCGGCCUAUUCCCAAGAACACGUUCGAGCUGGCCACUAUCGCGGCAAGAUGGACGAAAAGAAGAACGAGGAUUAUGUUGUGAAGAUGCCUGAUGGAGGAUUUGAUGGCGAUGAGAAGGAUGCUUUCAUGGCCAAGACUGCACCUGCUAGGCGACCUCAUCAUGGGCAACAUGACCUCACUAAGUCGCUAUCAAAGUUGGACAGUAGCCCUCCGCUCUCUGUCGUGGCAUACUGCUUGUCGUCCAUCAGCAUGACUGUGGUGAAUAAGUAUGUGGUCUCAGGAACGUUUUGGAACUUGAACUUCUUCUACCUUGCCAUUCAGGCAGUUGUUUGCAUCGCCGCCAUUUCGGCAUGCAAAUCCCUUGGUCUCAUUCGAAAUCUCGCCCCGUUUGACUCGAACAAGGCCAGAAAGUGGUUCCCGAUCUCGCUCCUCCUCGUCGGCAUGAUCUAUACUAGCACAAAGGCAUUGCAAUUUCUUUCCGUUCCGGUGUACACGAUUUUCAAGAACCUGACAAUAAUUGUUAUUGCCUAUGGCGAGGUGCUAUGGUUUGGCGGCAAUGUAACGCCGCUUGCCCUACUGUCCUUUGGACUGAUGGUCCUCAGUUCCGUCGUUGCAGCCUGGGCAGAUAUCCAGAGUGCCAUCGCUGGCGACUUUGGGCACGCCGACUCUUCCGCAGCCAUGUCCACGCUGAAUGCUGGCUACGCAUGGAUGGGACUAAAUGUCUUUUGCACGGCGUCGUAUGUGCUAGGCAUGCGCAAAGUGAUCAAAAAAAUGAACUUCAAAGACUGGGACACCAUGUAUUACAACAACCUGUUGACGAUUCCUGUUCUCGUCGUCUGUUCCCUUCUGGUAGAGGACUGGUCUGGAACCAACUUUGCCAAGAACUUCCCCGAGGAUUCGCGUAACCGGAUAAUCGUCGGUAUGAUUUACUCUGGGCUAGCGGCGAUCUUCAUAUCAUACUGUUCUGCCUGGUGCAUCAGGGUCACAUCAUCUACUACGUACUCUAUGGUUGGUGCUCUCAACAAGCUGCCCAUUGCUAUCAGUGGGCUAGUGUUUUUCGCUGCCCCAGUUACGUUUGGCAGCGUAUCGGCCAUCUUUAUUGGAUUUGUGAGUGGUAUUGUCUACGCUUGGGCCAGAGUGCGACAGUCUAGUACGGCCAAAGACACUCUUCCGACCAGCCGGCCACCGAUGAGUGCAAGCUCCCAGAGCAACCGAGACGCCGCCAAUUCUUGA